AUGGUGAUAAGGUUAUGGAAGUAUCCAUUAAUCAAAACAUGUAUUGCUGGUGGAUUGGGAUAUUUAACGUUUGGUAUGAUAGAUUCGGUUGAUUCGUGUCCUAUGCUGGAUGACAAUGAGAAAUGGAGGAAAUAUCGGUCAGAUUUCUAUGAAUUUUAUUUCAAAUUUGUGGAUAUUGUCGGCAAACGUCACUACAUCGAAGAACAAUAUCAGCAGAACAUACCCAAUGGAUCCUAUCUAAGAUGUGCGAUUGAUUCGUUAGAAAAGGCUCAUCAAAUUAUUAGGUUUGAUAGUGAUGAUAGAUUACGAAGAAAGAUUUUGCGCAAGGCUCAUCGUUACGCAAUCAAAGCAGUUACUGUUGAGCAAAAUGAAGAUUUGCGAGUUGAAAGUCAUAAAUGGUAUGGUCUUAUUAUGUUGAAAAGAGCCAAAUACGGAAACAAAGAAAAACGAUUACUGAAAUCAAUUAACGAGCUUGAAAAAGCAUUGGUUAUUGACAGCAUAGAUCCACAAAUUUGGUAUUAUUUAGGUAUUGCAAAUUAUGAGCUUGGUGAGUAUCAAAAUGCUGUCGAAUGUCAUUUACGGGCAAUGAAACUGAAACAGAGUGAUUGUCCUCAAAAUCAAUAUCACCUUGGAUUAGCUCAAAAACAAUUGAACACUCCAAAAUCUCGAGUAGAUGCAUGUAAUGCUUUCAAACAAGUUUUAACAAAACAUUGUGAUUCGGUCGCAGAUACUGUGAUACGACGUGCAGCAUUGAGAGAAUGCCAUGAAUGUAAAGAGUAUUUAUGA
Molecule: messenger RNA, 786 nt
Organism: Brugia pahangi
Lineage: Eukaryota; Metazoa; Nematoda; Chromadorea; Rhabditida; Onchocercidae
Source: the annotation of a GenBank genome assembly